This is a messenger RNA of Theileria annulata, 1530 nucleotides long. RefSeq lists its product as uncharacterized. The transcript is spliced from 2 exons. Bases 1 to 1530 code for a protein of 509 amino acids. Lineage: Eukaryota; Apicomplexa; Aconoidasida; Piroplasmida; Theileriidae. The record is from RefSeq and is a predicted model, not a curated record.
AUGUUCGACUACAUCAAAAUCAACUCCUCGUUUAAAGUAAAAUCUAAUUUGCUAAUUUUUGUCUUUUUGUAUUUUAUAUUUUCGACAGAAUCUGUUCUUUUAUCAAAAUUUAAUGCAAAAAAUGAAAAUUAUUCAUUUAAUCCAACGGCAAUCGGAAGUUUGUUUCAUAGAAAACAAAAUAAACAUCAAUGUUUUAUAUCCAACAAGAUAAAAAGGAUAAAUAAUUCAUGUAAAACAAGAGAUAAUUUUGAAGAUUCAAAUAGCCCAUCUAUAAUACAAGAUAAUUUUAUUCUAGAAGCAUACGGAUAUACACAUGAUCCUAAUUUUAAUUACACAGCAAAUUUUAGGAAUAGAUAUAAUAAUCUGAACAAAACAUAUACUACGCCUCCAGCAGUAUUUAAUAAUAUACCAAAUAAUCAAUAUAAUCCUGCCCGAAAUGUACCAUUUAAUAGAAUUAACAAUCAAACAUAUCAACAAAAUGGAUUCAAUUUGUACAAUAGACAACUAAUUCCAUACCCAGUCGUUUCAAACUCAUAUGGAAACAUUCCAUUUGGACAAAACCAGAUGCAUUUUUCUCAACAGCAAUAUCCUCAGCAACAAUAUCCUCAGCAACUUAAUAGGUUCCCACCCCAAAUGCCUGUUCAAACUGUUAACCCUUUACAGCAUCAAGUACCAAUUCCUCCGACAUUUCAGUUCAGAUAUCAACCACCGAUUCAGACAAUCAAUCAAGUUCCAUUCCAACAAACAGCUCAGCAAUAUAGUCAAGUUCCACUGCAACAACCAGCUGUGGAAAAUAUCAAGAAAGAUGAACCCGGUAAGAUAGUGGGAUCACGAUAUUGGCAAAAAAGGGCAGAAAAAUUUCACAGUAGAUCAGUAAGGUACUCCUCAUUCCAGCUAUACGAAGAUGUGGUCUGGAUAAAUAAUUAUGAAGAUGAUUGGCCAGGAAUUAAUAGGAUAAAAUUAGGAGAAAUCUACCAAGGAAUCAUCCACUACUACUUCACACCAUUCGACGGACUGAUUCUUCUGGCCGAUAAAAAGGUGGAGGGCUCAAUGAGCAUGAAAGACCUGCCAGAAUCAUUCUCUAAAACUACAGUGAGAGAAACAUUCAAACUAGAUCACUUAAUUAGCUUCAAGUUGAAAGAACCAUUGGAAUUCGACGAAAAGGGAAGACCGAAAUUUGUUUUGGCACUGGAUUACCCACCCAAAACAAAGAAAUACGAAUUCAGAUCCAGAGUAAGAGGAAGACCGAUCUUUGUAACCAACACCAUGGCGGUUUUCAAGCUAGAAGAUGGAGAAAACUAUGCACAAGUAUUCCUAGCUAACACAGGAGUGCACUUGACCUUCCCAAUUACCAUAAAGAUGAAUGAGAUCUUUACUAAGGAUGAAGUUGUGGAAAUGGAAGUUGUGAGAAGCCCAUAUUACCCUAAGGCAGUAGGGUACCUGUGCAGAAUACCAUUUGAAACACCGAAGGGGUUAGAGUUGAGAAGUAAAUACACAAUGGUCGAUAGUGUUCGAUAUGAUGGUAUUUGA